Clupea harengus (Atlantic herring) is the source of this 4931-nucleotide messenger RNA. RefSeq names its product mannosyl-oligosaccharide glucosidase (gene mogs). Gene Ontology annotation, biological process: oligosaccharide metabolic process; protein N-linked glycosylation. Gene Ontology annotation, cellular component: endoplasmic reticulum membrane. Gene Ontology annotation, molecular function: Glc3Man9GlcNAc2 oligosaccharide glucosidase activity. Lineage: Eukaryota; Metazoa; Chordata; Actinopteri; Clupeiformes; Clupeidae. The record is from RefSeq and is a predicted model, not a curated record.
UUACUGCUGUCAGUAUAAGGCCUUAUCACCCAGUCCAAACUAAGAGCUCAAACUGUGAAAUAGUCUUUUUUUUAUUUACUGGAAAUCUCUUGCCAGAUCCUAACCAAAUCUGGUUUUGUAAACUGUGUGUCAGUUCACUUGGUCUGAAACCCCAGUUUUCACCCUUUGAAGAGAGUGCAGGAUAUUCCUCCUUUAAGUGGGAACUCUAUGUACAUAGGAGAGUAAUAUCAGAUACAAAUCGUAUUUACGGUCCCAAUUCAUGUACAUCUGACCCCAAAUUUUAGGGUCAUGAAAGAUUGUCACAGUUGAAGAACACAUUCUGAGCAGAAUAUGUCUAGUGCCAAGGCAAAAAUAAAGAAUAAAAAUCCACCCAAAUAAAGAAGCUUUCAUUGAAAUAUGGGCUGCGUGUAGAGGCUCAGCAGUGCAUGGGCCCUUGAUGAUGUAAAUGGCCUGGGGGGUGGUGGGUUUCAAGUGGAUAAUAAUUUGCGUCAAUCACCAUGCUUGUUUUCAAAAUGCGAAUGUUGUUUCCCGAGUGUAUGUGUCCUGUAGCAAUAAACUGCCUGUAGUUAGCUUUUAGGAUUGGUCAUGUCCCUGGGGCUUUGGAAAGCAGUGUAGGCAGUGCACGUCAUCCUCAGCAGGUAACCGCCAUCACUGGGGCAUGCGCUUCACUCCACAGCUCUUCCCCCAUGGUUAGGACUGUUCCUUCUGUGAAUGUAUGUUUGUUUGUUUGUUUGUUUGUUUUUCAGUGAGUGUUCUUUUCUCCCUGUUGAAAGAGGGCAGAUCGCUCAAUCAUUUUGUGUGCGCGUGUGUGCGUGCACGGGAGAGAGAGAGCUUGAUAGAUACUCAAAUAUACCUGGGCUGAAAGCCUGAAGUUUAAUAUGACACUGACUGGUUUCAAAAUCAAUGAGGAACAUGCUAUGAUCCCACCCACAAGAAAAAAAUGUAUUGGUACAGGUGUGGAGUUUACUUAAGGCAUCCCCCACUGUGGGUUAUUAAGUUUCUUCAACAACGCAUUGUUCUGAAUAAGUAAACUGAUUAUGGUUUGUGAAAUCACUACUAUUUCCAGUAUGUCUGUCAAAGUUCCAUCCAUCUACUAGAUGAAACCAAUAUGGUGUCAAGCUCUUUUGGCAUGUGAUGUCAUAACCAAAAAGUGUUGCCUGUUUUGUACAUAAGCCCCAUCUUUGUAUUAAUUUGUUCAUGGGACACCUUUUUUUUUUUUUUUUUUGAAGCAGAAGCAUUAUUUUUCAAUAGCUCUUACUGUUACAGAAUCCCAGCUUUACCAAUACAGUUCAUUUUGACACUGUAAUUAUUUCAAUAAAAGUUCAUUGCUCUUGAAUGGUGUCUGUGAUGGUAAAAUGAUUGCAGUUGUCUAAUCCAGUUAUUUAUCCCAGUACUUGUAUCAGAUAUUUCCAGCUGCACAUGAAAUCUAAAGAAAAUCCUCAAACUCGGUUCAUGUCACCUAAAGGGCAUAUACCUAAACGAGAAGGGGUUCCUCUGCAGCAGCGCUUUAGCGCAUGUCACCGGCUGCAAGUAGCAAUUGCAGUUUCUACAAAACUUCAAAAUAAAAGAGGAGGACAACGUUUUCUGGUAGGUUAACAUAAUUGUCUUUGUCUUUUAAAGAAAUUACCGUUUCGAGGUGUAAUGCUUGCAAGAUAUAAGAUGGGGAAGAUAUGUCAGAGAUAUUUGUGAAACGUAAAGUGAAUUGAAAAAGCUGCAUUCGAUGACGUCGGCAAGAGAUGAGGACACGUCAGGAGACGGCACAGAUGGCGUCUUUGACCAGGAAGUAACAGGACUACUAUAUGCCGCUGAAAAUCGAGGCAAAUCUUAAGCCUUUAGGGAAGAAUGGGCCGGCAGAGAAAAAGGAUUGUGGCAGGUGAUGGAUUAUCCCACCCUAGGACGGAUGACAAACCGCCAGUCCCACACCGUAAGGAGAAGAAAAAGAAAACUGACCUCGGCAAAGUAUUCAUCAACAUUUCCAUCGUUCUCUGCAUCUUCAGCCUCAUAUGGUUCUUCUAUGCUCUCUACAUGCGCUCAUCCCUGGCUAAAAGGGUGGUGACCUUACACACGUCCCCACGCGUGCUGGAUGCAAACAGCACCAGUGCAGAGGUAUCCCCUGAGAGGUUCUGGGGGUCCUUUCGGCCUCAGGUGUACUUUGGCAUGAAGACCAGGAGCCCCACUUCUGUGGUCACUGGACUGAUGUGGUUCCGUCAAUUCUCUGACAUGGAUGUGAACCUCAGGCACACCUGCGAGCAGAGUGACCGGUUGCAGGGGUAUGGGUGGCUCAUGCAUGAUGCUGUUAGCUUCGGUGUGCAGGAGAUCCGGGACAGCGACUUCACCCUCACCACCGAGUUUGUGAAGCGUAAGGGUGGGGAGCACGGUGGAGACUGGACAUGGAGGAUAACGGCCAAACAGCAUAGCUCUGCCGCCCACGCACCGGUCAUCUCUCUCAUGUUCUAUGUUGCUACGGACACCCAAGGGGCGCUGCAGGCACACGUGGAGGAGCGCAACCGGCUGAGCACGGUCACCGGCACCUCAGAGGAGCUUGGCCACUUCAAGGUCACCUUCCGCAAACCCACCGCUGGAGACGCCGCCAGUGCUAAAUAUGCCGGUUACAACUACCUGCAGACAGUCACUCCUGGCCUGGAGAAGCUCACGGAUAUUGUGAAGAACAGCAUGAACCGGAGGUUUGUCUUCAAUCCUCCAUCAGGUGAGAAGCGUCCCUACAUCGCCGUGGACACCUAUAAGCCUCCCCACCAACACCACCAACAGAAACCAGCUGACAACCGGAAGGAGAGCGACUUCGUGGUUCACCAGGUUACAGUCCAGACGCCCUUCCAGAUCGAGGUUCUUUUCGAGUCCGGUAGUUUCCACGAUCGACCAGACCAGCUCGCAGGCUCAGUUCUGACUGAGGAGCUGGAGAAGAGGAAGGUGGCCUUCGACCAGAAGUUUGAGAACACCUUUGGCCUCCAGGCUAAGGGCUUCAGCCAGUCCCAGGUCAAGUUCAGCAAGGCCGCGCUAAGCAACAUGCUGGGUGGCAUGGGCUACUUCUACGGCCAGUCCAUUGUGCAGUCUGUCUAUAAUGAGUACCCCUUGCUCUACCCGGAGGGGCCGCUCUUCACGGCCGUGCCCUCUCGCUCCUUCUUCCCCCGGGGCUUCCUGUGGGACGAAGGCUUCCACCAGCUGCUCCUGAGCAAGUGGGACCCUCAGGUGACACGAGAGGCUGUGGCUCACUGGCUGGACCUCAUCAACGUCGAGGGCUGGAUUCCACGUGAGCAGAUCUUGGGCGAUGAGGCGCGGAGCAAAGUUCCUUCAGAGUUUGUGGUGCAGCGCAAUGAGAACGCCAACCCCCCCACCCUCUUCCUGGCCCUGCAGGAGCUGGUGGAGCAGCUGGCAGCUCAGCCCAAUGCUCCCUCCACCCAGGGAACUCUGCCGUUCCUCCGCAGGCUCUACCCGCGACUCCAGACCUGGUUUGAAUGGUACAACACCACCCAGGUCGGACCCCUGCCCAACUCCUACCGCUGGAGGGGCAGAGACAAGGACACCAACGUCUUCCUCAACCCCAAGACAUUGACUUCGGGUUUGGAUGACUACCCGCGGGCGUCUCACCCGUCUGCGGACGAGCGGCACGUGGACCUGCGCUGCUGGAUGGCUCAGGCGUCGGGGAUCAUGGCUAGAGUGGCGCAGCUUCUGGGGGAGCCACACCAGGAGUACGAGCGCACCCACCAGAUGCUCAGCGACAACCAGCUGCUGGCCGAGCUGCACUGGUCCGAGCAGCUGCGCGCCUUCAGUGACUAUGGCAACCACACUCACGCCGUGGCCCUGCUGCGGGAGAAGGUGUACGUGCCCCCCGGGCAGCCGCGGCACCAGUUCCCCGUGGCACGCCUGGUGCGCUCGGUCGGCUCAGGGCGUAAUGCCCCUAAGCUGCAGUUUGUCAACGCACUGGGGUACGUCAGCCUCUUCCCCUUCUUACUGCACAUCCUGACGCCCGACUCGCCCAAGCUGGAGCACAUCCUGAGGGACAUGAGGGACCCCGACCGCCUGUGGACUCCAUACGGCCUGCGUUCGCUCUCCCGCACCGACCCCAUCUACAUGGAGCGGAACACGGAGCACGAUGCCCCCUACUGGCGUGGUGCUAUAUGGAUAAAUAUAAACUACCUGGCUGUCAGGGCCCUGCACCACUACGGCAACUUGGAAGGGCCAUAUCAGGAACAUGCAGCUGCCCUCUACCAAGAGCUCAGGACUAACCUUGUCAAUAAUGUUUACAGACAGUACAUGGACACAGGUUACGUGUGGGAACAGUACAAUGACGGUACAGGCCGUGGACAGGGCAGUCACCCCUUCACUGGCUGGUCUGCGCUGACUGUUCUCAUGAUGGCUGAGCAGUACUGACAGUCACUCUACUGCUCUACUUGUUUAUUAAAGGUGCCAUCAUCUCUGCUUCUCUUCCUGUUUAUUGAAUGGUGCCAUCAUCUCUAGCCUGUUUUCUCAAAUGUGUCAGCUGAUGUCAUCUGAGUAUUUCCAUGGUUACUAGGUGUACUUGUUCUGAAGGAGUUCCAUGACAUUCGUUAUCUUUGUUUUUGUCUUAAUGGUGGUUAACGUCAGUUCACUUGUGUCCUGGCAGGACAUAUCACUGGUAUUAUUUAGAUGUUUUUAAGUGACAUUGGUCAGUUGAUUCAGUCUCACAGAAGGAAUUCAGCUUGGGUUUCCACAUCGCCCAGCCAAGUGCAUUUUAUACAGAAUUUCCAGAACAUAGAAAGAAGAAGACAACUCUGGAGCCAUUUCUUGCUCAUCCCUAACAGUUCAUUUAAAUCCUCAGGGUAAAGAUGCAAGGUAUUCCUGCAAAAUACAACAGAUAAUACAUCAGAACAGAGUACCUUUUUGACCCUGCUGUUGGAAGAACAAACAAAUUAAUAAAAAUGAAAUUCUCCAAA